UACAAACUGUAUGUAAUAAUUAUAUAUGAAGUACUUCAUAAAUGAAAUAUGUCAAAAGUAAAAAAGAGUACACACAGUAGUGAGGAAGCCAGUAGUUCAUCUGGCACUUCCUCUUCGCUAUCAUCAGAUGAAGAAGUAGAUGCACGAGAUUUAAAACCAAUUAAAGAGUAUUUGUCAGAUCGCAGGGAAUUAGCUCGCCAACUAUUUAAAUCUGUUAAAGCAGAAAAGAUACAGAUGAUGUUACCUCAAGCAUUGAAGAAAAUGGAUUUAGGACAGUUAGAAAAGUGGUGUGCUACUGAACUAAGUGGUAUGUCAAAAAGUCGUAUAUUAUGUAUUUUGAAUGGCAAACCUGUGUUAGAAUCAUCAGAUACAACAGAGUCAGAUGACUCAGGACCCUCUUUGGAAAUUAUCUCAGACACGGAAGAAUGGUUUACCGAUGAGGAUAUAUGUAAAAAGGAAGAUGGUUCAAAAGUGGUUAAGGGAAAAAUAAAAAAAGAUAGGAUUAAACAGAAAGGAAAACCACCACUUCCUAAAAAGAAUGAUAAUAAACUUAAUCAGAAGAAAGUUCCUGAUAAUGCUUAUAAAAAUGUACAAGUGAAAAAAGAGGAAGAUGUAGAUGUAAAUAAAGAAAAGGAAGGUGAUAGUUUGUUGGAUUUGUUAGAGUUAGAAAUGCGUGCAAGAGCAAUAAGGGCUUUAAUAAGAAAAGAGGAAGAUAUAAUACCAAAUACAUCUAAAUCUGCUGAAAGCAAUGACACGUCAAAUGAAAAUGCUACAGUUAAAACUGAACAAGAUGAACAAAAGGAAAAGGAGAAUUGUAGGAGACAGUUGGAGAGAAUUAUUAGUGCUCAACAGAAUAGCACUGUUGAAGAUGAAGAUGUAGUACUAGUAGUUCAACCAACUCCAACUAUUGAGUUAUUGUCUAGUGAUAGCGAAGGAGAACCUCAUAGUGGAGUACGUGUGAAUAAAAAAUUAGAGAAUGAACGUGUUAUAGAGGCCAAAGACAAUAUUAAUCAUAUUGAGAAUAAAAAUUUAAGUAAUGUAGAUAGCGUAAAUAGUACAGAAAAUUCGAAGGAAAAUAAAACAACAAAAACCACAACAGAAACACAUAAGGAGGUAGACCCUGCACAUAAAAGUGAAGUUUCUAAGCGUACUUUUAGCAAUAAUGUACCUCACAAGGACAACCAAUCAAAAUCUAGCAGCAAGAGGCGAAAAACGAAAAAGAAGUCACAUGUAAAAGAACAAUCAAAAAGUGUAAAUUCUGAAGUAGACACAGAUGGUUUAAAAUCGUCUAAUGUUAACCAAAAUGUAAAGAAUAUAAAAAACAAUGAAUGUUCGUUGGAAAGUGUGAAAUUAAACGAAGAAGAACACAAGAAUAGCGUUAAAUCAAAAGUAGCACGUGAUAAUUCAUCGUUAAACAAACAAAGUUCCGUAGAAGUAUCAGCUACAUCAGGUAAAGUAAUUUUAGACGAAGAAAAAUCCAUUGACUUAGACGAAAUAAUUGAUUUAGAUGAUUACUGCGACGAAAUGGAUGAGAUGGUAAAUAGUGAAAAUGAUAAAAAUAAAAAUAAGCAAGUUAUAGAAGAUAAGCAGUGCAAACCUCCAGGGGAAUUAAAUUCUCCACAAAAAUCAAACGGAACUGAAACUUGGGCAAGUCGUUACUAUCAAACGGACGAUGUUCAAAACGUAAUAAAAGAAUCAAAGAUUCAGUCGGAAAUUCGGAAACGAUUACGGGAACGUCAAAGGCUUUCCAAACUUAGUACAUCUCCGAAUAAAAAUCCUUCAUUGUCACCGCCUAUAGUAGAAGCUAAUAAUAAAAUUGCAGAGAAAAAUACAACGGGUUCGGUUGACGAAUAUUUGGCUUUAAAACAUACUGCCGCUACAAGCCUUUGUACUGCUACUAGUAACAAUAGUUCUAGUAUAAUUAAAGAUAAUACUACAGAUGUAAAUAAAUUAGUUGAAAAUGAUCAGAUAUUUGCUGCGUAUUCUAAAAUUCAAAAAAUCGACAAAGAAGUUAAUUUAGGUAACAAUGCGAAUAUCGAUAAUCUCCAUAGUAUAAAUAACGAAAAGUUAUGUAGCACUAUCCUAUAA
Messenger RNA from Habropoda laboriosa, 2088 nucleotides. RefSeq names its product titin homolog. NCBI's taxonomy places the organism in Eukaryota, Metazoa, Arthropoda, Insecta, Hymenoptera, Apidae. Bases 49 to 2088 code for a protein of 679 amino acids. The record is from RefSeq and is a predicted model, not a curated record. The transcript is spliced from 5 exons.